This is a messenger RNA of Hippocampus zosterae (dwarf seahorse), 2873 nucleotides long. RefSeq names its product SH3-domain binding protein 2 (gene sh3bp2). Gene Ontology annotation, molecular function: SH3 domain binding. Gene Ontology annotation, biological process: signal transduction. The record is from RefSeq and is a predicted model, not a curated record. The transcript is spliced from 13 exons. Bases 776 to 2578 code for a protein of 600 amino acids. NCBI's taxonomy places the organism in Eukaryota, Metazoa, Chordata, Actinopteri, Syngnathiformes, Syngnathidae.
CUUUGCUGAGUCUUAACACAGGUCUUGUCAUUCAUGCCCGCUUCCUUCGGCCUCUUUUCUCUUGUUAACUAUAUUUUAAAAUUGGCAGCGUCGGGGAGGAUGUUGGUGAGUACAAAACUCACAUCAGACUGAAUGUUGUGAGAUGUGAAAAAGCUUCACUGAGGGAAAAUAUGUUCUUGUAUGAUCGGGAAAUCCAAAACAGAACCACCAUGAAAGGCUUUGACGGGGUCAAAGGUCACUCGUGGCACACGUGUACUCUGGCCCCACACUAUACUUCUAUGGCCAGUUACCUGAAAGGAGCAGCCAUUUUCAUUGUCGACCGUUUUAUGGACUGCCAAGGAUGGAAAGUCCCCCCCCCCCCCCCGGCCCCCAUCUUUUUUCAGUUCCUUUGUGUGCACACGAAGAGCAUGUUUGUGCAGAGGUGCGGGUUCUUUCCGUGAACCAAUCGCAUUGCGGCUGACACAAGGCAGGAAGGAAAACGCUUCGUGCAGCCAACCAAUCACAACGAAACCACUGCAGGAAGUGAGGGACAGACUAUGAAGACUUCAAACCCACUCCGCAGAAUUAAAAGAAGACACAACUGAUUGUUCUUCCUACUUUGACCUUCUGUACGUCCACCAUUGGCAACCUGGUCUACUUUUUCUGUCUCUUCUCUCAAAACGGACGCCCCCCCCAACUCUUGCUAUUUUCCACGAGAUAUUCGACCACCACCAAACUUUGUGAGGUAAAAAAAAACAAAACAAAUCAUGCUGCACUGGGAUUUGCUACCACCGGCAUGUAUGUUCCAUCUAUGAGGAAGUCCGCUCUGUGGAGCUCCAAGUCCAGCCCCAGGAUGUGUUUUCCAGAACAGCGGGAUGUCAUAACCAUGUCAUCUCUGGAGGUGUGUUGGCCAGUGCCGAUGCGAGCCAUUGGCGCACAGAACCUCCUCACUAUGCCCGGAGGAGUUUCCAUCGCAGGAUACCUCCACAAGAAGGGAGCCAGCCAAUUGAGUCUCUUGAGAUGGCCGUUGAGGUACAUCAUCAUCCACAAGGGCUGCGUGUACUACUUUAAAAGUAGUACGUCUCCUGCACCACAAGGAGCAUUCUCUCUUAAUGGUUACAACAGAGUGAUGAGAGCGGCAGAGGAGACGACGUCUAACAAUGUUUUUCCAUUUAAGAUGAUCCACUUCAGUAAAAAACACAGGACGUGGUUUUUCUCUGCAGCGAGUGAAGACGAGAGGCGGAGAUGGAUGCGAUCCUUGCGACGGGAGAUUGAUCAUUAUAAUGACAGAAAAGAGUCCCAGAUUCCGAGUGACUCCGAUUCGGAUGCAGACAGUUUCUACGGGACCAUCGAGAGGCCUUUGGAUAUCAAACACCCAAUCAAUAAUGAAGACGCUGAAUAUGGUGAGGAUGAUGAUGAGGACGACGCUGAGGCAGACUAUCUGAAGCCAGACGCUGACAGUUUCCCGGCAUGUAAAAGUAAACCAAGUCGACCCACCGGGCCUCCGCCUUCUUACCCGCCUCCUCCCGUUCCGAUGAUUCCUAGGCGGGAUCGAGGAUCCUGUUUAGACGUUCACAAGGACCUCCCACCUCCAGUCCCAUCCCACAACAGAUGCCAAAGUAGCGCAAACCUCAAAAAGACACCGACCUCGAUGGCGACUCCCAUUCUUAAGGACCCAAACAAGCUGCACAAUCGCUCUUCUCUUAUCCCUCCACCGCUUCCUCCACCCAAUUCACAGCGGCCCCUUAAAAGUAGGGUGCAGUCUGCGGUUGGGCCGGGGCCUGACAGGAGACCCCAGAGGCCUUCCUCCGCUGGUUCGCUCCAAUCCCCCACCAAUUUGCCCAUCUGCGACCAACUGGAAAACAGGAUGCUCAUUAGCGAUUUCGAUCAUUGCUCUCGUGAUGCCGGAAGUCUCCCGGUUCCUGGCAGCAACCACCUCACCAAGCCAAGCCGACCAGUGACCAACGCUGUGAAUUUUCAAGGCCCGCCCCCGAAACCUCGAAUGACUCAGGCACCCUGCGGCUACCCACCGGUACCCUGCCACCCACCUCGAUCUCCGCUUCUUCAAACUGGAUCGCGCAACCAGUGUCCAACACCUCCCCCAGUCAAACCUCCACUGCCUUUGACCAAGCCCAGGCAGCCGGGCACGCCCCUCCAAAGAGCAGCCCCAGAAGGUCAAAGUUUCCGUUUAUCGGGAGACAAGACUGCUACGGCGUUGAAGAAGAAACGAGACUUGAGCAAGUGCACUGAAGGCGACGCUUCCGAUGAGGACUACGAUGAUAUAUAUCUGCCAAAAUCUGUUUUCAUUGACUCGACGGAAACCAGCUUUGUAGAGAAAUUAUUUAAGGAGAGCUCCGUCGUGCUGCAAGAUGGUCUUUAUGGCAUCAGGAACUCUGGAACCAAAACCUCCAAGGUGCUGGUGGUAUGGGAUAUCAGCAUAGGCAAAGCCAGAAACUACCGGUUGUUUGAAGAGGCCGACCAGGUGUUUCUGGACUGCGACGUGACCUUCCCCACUCUUUCAACCCUGAUCGAACACUACUACAGCCAUCCUCUUCCUCACCAGGGCUCCCUUUGCCUGCAGAAGCCUUACUCCAAAUAAGCAUCACUUGAAGCAAAAGGGAGAGCUUGCAACGUUAAAAUGUCGACCAUAGCAAGGACACAAACCUGCCUUCAGUUCAGAAUCGAAUCGUUGCCAUCGAGAGCUAAAUAUCACUCUCCUCAGUUGGGGGUCACACAACUGGCUGGUCCUCACUCUAUAUUUAUAUUUACUGUCCAGUACAUGCAAAUGUAAAUAGGAAUGUCAUUUUCUACAACGUAAGAAAUUUUAAAUAAAACUGGGCCUGAUGUCGUCUUUUCUUUUGUAAAGAAGUUGUUGAAAUAAAGUCAAAAUUAUA